AUGGAAACUGAAAUUAUAUAAUUUGAUAAAGACUGUAAAGUCGAUGAAGUUCUCAAUAAAUCAAACUUGACUAAAGAAUCAUAUUAAAUCUACUUUAAAUAAACGCUACCAACAGACAUAAGCUAUGUGUUUAAGAAGUUGAAUCCUAAGAAUAUUACUUCAUUUACCUAUGCCCAAGAAGGCACUAUUUCAAAGAAGGGUGGAUUGAAGGAUGAUAAACUAAUGGAAGUCAGCUCUUUCUUAAAAAAUUUGAAUUUAACAUAUUUAGAGCUAGAAAUGUGCAACAAUUUUGUGACAGAUAUUGGAAUAGGUGCUUUUUGUGAAAGUAUUACUCAAUCUACAAAUCUUAAGAAAUUUAAGAUUGCUGGUGGACGUAAUUAACUUAAAGACAAAGGUGCUUUUUAUUUGUCCUAAGCAAUAUCAAAAUUUACAUAGUUAGAAUGGCUUGAUUUUUGCGCUGAUAUGAAUGACAUUGGUGAUAUAGGUAUGGAAAAUGUUAUGAAUUCAAUUUCAUAGUGCUCAUAAUUAAAAUAUUUAAGACUUUGCUUAAGAGUAAAUCGUAUAUCAGACUAGGGUGCUAUUGCUAUUGGUAAUGGAAUUAAGAAUCUUAAAUAACUUGAAACUUGCUUAGUUUUAGUCCAAAAUUUAGAUAUUGGAGAUUAAGGAACAGAGGGUAUAAUGAAGGGUCUUAUAGAAUGCCCUAACUUAUCAAGCUUGAUAUUAAAUCUAUCGAGUAAUUAAAUUGGAAAUAAUGGAAUUGCAGCAAUAGGAAAGUACUUGCCUUACCUUUAAAGCUUAACAUCUUUGAAUCUAAUCCUUGACUCUUGUGAAUUUGAAGGAGAAGGAGUGAAAAAACUAUCACAUGGACUUGGGCAACUAAAUAACUUAAGUCUUUUAUUCAUGAAUAUACUAGGAAAUUCUUUAGACAGAGAAACUAUACUUUAAUUAUCUCAAGAUGUCUCAAAAUUAAAUAAGCUUUUAGAAUUCCACCUACAAAUAGAAUUUAAUCCAAAUUUCACCCAUCUUUUCAAGAAAGUUCAAGAAGGUUGCCAAUAUCUUUAGAAAUUAGAAGUAAAAAAUACUGAAUAAAUUGAUGACAACUCUGACUUUUUAGAAAUAUUGUAUCAGCAUUGUAACACAAAAAAAUUAGAAAUUAUAAAAUAAUAGUGCCUUAAAAAAUAUUUUGCUGAUUUAAUGACAUAUAACCCAUAACACAUAUUUAUUGAUUUAUUUUUAUAAUGA
This is a messenger RNA of Tetrahymena thermophila SB210, 1242 nucleotides long. RefSeq lists its product as hypothetical. NCBI's taxonomy places the organism in Eukaryota, Ciliophora, Oligohymenophorea, Hymenostomatida, Tetrahymenidae. Gene Ontology annotation, cellular component: nucleus; perinuclear region of cytoplasm; cytosol. The record is from RefSeq and is a predicted model, not a curated record. Gene Ontology annotation, biological process: nucleocytoplasmic transport; activation of GTPase activity. The transcript has 13 exons. Gene Ontology annotation, molecular function: GTPase activator activity; small GTPase binding.